Drosophila persimilis is the source of this 729-nucleotide messenger RNA. It is a transcript of the gene mRpL18, whose product is annotated as 39S ribosomal protein L18, mitochondrial. Gene Ontology annotation, molecular function: 5S rRNA binding; structural constituent of ribosome. Gene Ontology annotation, cellular component: ribosome; mitochondrion. Gene Ontology annotation, biological process: translation. NCBI's taxonomy places the organism in Eukaryota, Metazoa, Arthropoda, Insecta, Diptera, Drosophilidae. The transcript has 2 exons. Bases 74 to 661 code for a protein of 195 amino acids. The record is from RefSeq and is a predicted model, not a curated record.
UUUACAGCACUAACAGGAGUACACAACACUGAAGCAAGUGUGUUCGCUGAAAUAUUAAGAAACUUGAGCAAGGAUGUCUCGCAGUGCUCGCCCACUUACUUCAGCACGCGUGCUCCACAAGAUUAAGGCGCUGACCACCCCGCAGAGCAACGAAGGAUUUGUGGUCAACCGGAAUCCCAGGAAUCUGGAGAGGCUACGCAUUGCGUACAAGCCCAGCGGCUACCACUUGGAGAAGCCGGGUCGUUCCUACUGGCACACGCUCGAGAUCAACACCAGCGGUCGUUAUGUCAGCGCCGACGUGAAGCACUACGAAAACGGCGUCAUUCUGAGCGCCAGCACCGCCGAAUGGGCCAUCAAACAACAGCUGUACAAGACCAACGACACCUCAGCGUUUGUGAAUCUUGGCCGUGUUCUGGCGCACCGAUGCCUUCAGUCGGGCAUCACUGAAAUGACAUGCAAUGUGGACGCUGUCGCCGGCAGCAAGCUUCAAAAAUUGCUCCAAACCCUGCAGGACAAUGGGGUGUCAUUCAAGGAGCCCACACGAUUGAAGAACAGCCAGCCCUGGGAUGCGUACAGACAGGAGAAGCCUUGGGAGGUUUCGGAGCAAUCAAUUCCGGCCACCCCAUUGCAAACAACCGCAACCAAAUCAAAACAAAAGUAAAAAUCGUUUGGUACUAGUUUUCGACUCGUUUAGAAUAAACGUUCAUUUUUAUGCUAAUUAAAACAAAA